UGCACCACACCCUGCGCUGACCUAUCGCUCAUGUCUGAAUUAGGAUCAGACUGCUACCCAACGUCAAUCCGGUACACAGCCUGCCAAGGCGUCUGGCAGUCGCAAUGGGCAGCCAUAUGCUCAAAGCAGCGCGAGGCAAGGCGCGAGAACUACCGGGAGUCGCCGCGAACAGGAUCACGACGUACCACCGAGCAAGAGCCCGGGGCCGCACCCGAUGGCACGACAUAGCGUGGGCCGGCAGCGAGAGCAGACAGCGGGGUCAAAUGCCCGGAGGAAGUCCGGACAGUUGAAUGGAAAGGUCGCUGGCAACAAUGAAAACAAUAGGUCUGAGUCAGAUGAGUCUAGCGAUGACGUUGCGCCACCUUCGCCAAGAGUCAAGUUUGAGCUUCAAGCCGGAACAUUACCCAAAUCGAUUCUUAAGAAGCCCCAGAGAGUGUAUGGCAGGGGUAAUGUCGGCGGACAAAUUGAUCUCAUAGAGACUGUCAACAGAAAGCGCCAAUACAGGCGAAUAAUGUCGCCUGCUUGUGUAACAUGUCGUCGCCAUCAUGUUGGGUGCUGGAUCUCGUUGAGCCCAGAAUAUGUGGAGUCGCGUGAAGGGCCCUUUGCAUGCGACAGGUGUCACAAGAACAGACAGGCGUGCAUCGCUCCCUGUGACGAUGACGAGUAUGGCAGGCGAAGUAGGUCACGCUCCAGAGGACGCAGUCGGUCCGUCAGGCGGCACUGCCGUUCAUGCUCAUGUGGCUCGUCGGCAUCCCGCUCGCGUCGGUCGUCAUCGAGGUUGCGGUCGCGGUCAAGACGUCGGUCCGUGUCCUUUGCAAGUGAUGUAGACAGCUCUACGUCGUCUGAGGGCGACAACGAUGAGUCUACUCACUCCAAGCGGAAGCGGCGGUCACCAUCGCAUCGAGGGCGUAGCUCAAAGCGACGUCAGUUGGAGCCGCCCGCGGGCACGUCGUCUGCAUGUACUAGUAGGGCCUCAGGGUCCAAUCGCACCCUCGACAAUGGACCGACACCGAGUACGGUGGAUGAAGAUCUCACUCAGGAGAUCAGUACUCUCAGGAAGGACAUGCAGGGCUUGUCGGCUAAUGUGCUUGUCCUAUCGAAUAGUGUCGGAGAGCUGAAGCGACAUAUCGCUUCGUUGAGCAAAGAUCCUCGAUAGUCAAGUUAAUGUAUGUUUGGACAUGCAAACGAGUUGGCGGGGUGCUAUGCGACCGUCAAUUGAUCGCGUGUGACCUGUGAGUCACUUGUAGCAUGCGGUGAGCAUGGACAUAUCCGCGUUGUGGACAGAGGUCUAUACAAUCUACGGCUUGCCAGUUUACUCUUUGAGAUGCUUUGAGAUGUGCUUGAGUUUGUCGCCUCAUGAUCUGAGUCGUGCUCUCGAUGCCUACGUGGGGUAUCAUCACCGCCGCGUCACACACGCCGCCAUUGAUGCGGCAAUGGCGUUGUUGAACUGCGCUCGCUCAGGCUGCGCCCUGACCGGCCUGACCCCAACCUGGCACUCAGGUUUUCAUGAGCACUGACCCGCCGGGCCGCUCGGUUUCAGGACGGUGAG
Molecule: messenger RNA, 1549 nt
Organism: Rhodofomes roseus
Lineage: Eukaryota; Fungi; Basidiomycota; Agaricomycetes; Polyporales; Fomitopsidaceae
Exons: 7
Coding region: 215-1156 (313 amino acids)
Source: RefSeq, a predicted model, not a curated record